Solanum stenotomum is the source of this 4106-nucleotide messenger RNA. Its product is annotated as putative late blight resistance protein homolog R1A-3. The transcript is spliced from 4 exons. Gene Ontology annotation, biological process: defense response to other organism. Bases 169 to 3765 code for a protein of 1198 amino acids. The record is from RefSeq and is a predicted model, not a curated record. NCBI's taxonomy places the organism in Eukaryota, Viridiplantae, Streptophyta, Magnoliopsida, Solanales, Solanaceae. Gene Ontology annotation, molecular function: ADP binding.
ACCACCGUCCCACCGCCCAUCUCUGCCACCACCUUCAUCAGACUGUCAAUUCUCCAGAGAAAUGGAUGCAUCCAAAUCGAUCUUCGUCUUGCAACCUUUGUGGUUACGAUUCACCGAUAAACUUCCUCAACAUCUCUUCCGUCAUUCAAACUCGUCUCAAGCAGAAGUAUGUCAGAUGAAGAGGAUCCUUAUCCUUAUCCUGAUCCUGAUCCGGUAAGCAUUCUGCAAACGAUAGAAAAUGAGCAUGAGGACUUGACGGAUGACAAAAAGAAGGAAAUCAAGUUGAUUAAGACAGAGCUAUGGUUUCUGGGUAGAUUUCUCCUCUUGAGGCAUUGUGCGUGGAGUGGAUCCCUUCAAAUGCGGAUUAGAAGUCUCCUGGUAUUUGCAGAAGAUCUGUAUCGCUCUAACUUUGAUGCUGAUCCCUCUUACGUGCUAGGAUUGAUAGAGCAUUUCAAAUACUUUAUCCCAAUAAAUUAUUUGGAUUCAGAAGAAAGUCUACUUCCUGUUACUAUGCCUCUGACCCACAAACAUAUGCUGGAAUACAUAGACAAUGUUGUACAGUAUUUCAAGGACCUGCUGAUUGUUCGCCUUGUCAGGCUGCCUGAUGUACAGUCUCAAGUGGAAUCGUUCGUAAAGGAGUUGAGAGCACUGAAGAAGUUUAUCUUCUUUCUGGGAGAAAUAUGCAUUUCAACAGAACAAAUUAACUGCUGGCAAACUUUCUGGCUUCAUGUUAGAUUUGUGACUACCCGUGCAGCAAUUUUCUUAUACUUGCCUUGUUAUGACAGAUUUUCUCAUAUGAUGGAGAAUAACUUGAUGUGUAGCCAGAUAGUCCGCGAUGACGAGCUCCUGAAAUAUAUUUUAAAGUUAUCAUCAUUCAACAGCACUCAUGUCUACUGGUACCUCGAUGAAGCCGCGGAUGAAUUCAUGGAUUUCCUUCUGCACGUACACAUGCAGUUAGGAGCGGAUUCAUGGACUACAGAUCAAAAGUAUACUUUUCCUGAACAGAUCAACCGUUUGAGAGUUUUGUUCAAAGAGUUGCCAUUGAUUAACGACAUUCAGGAUGAGAUGAGGAUCGAUUUCUUCAAGCGACUAGUGACGCUGGUCAUUCAUGCUGGACUUACUGUCUACUCGCGGGGUAAUUGGGACCAAAAAUUGCUACUUCUCGAUGGCAUGAUUCGGUCAGUCAAAACAGAGAUUUGCCACAAGAUCCGAGAGUGGGUAACAUCUCAUUUGCCUAAGAAUGAUAAAUUGGGCUUCUCCAAUUGCCUUCUUGUUAGCUUGAAAGAGUUCCUGUCUGGUCAUUCUGGUUUUCUUGCUUCUGUGAAGGAUCAAAUCGAAGUAGUCCAUGAGGAGCUUAACUUUUUCGAGCCUUUCAUCAUGCGUGUAGCAGAACAAGGCAAUAACAAGCAUCACGAACUCCAAAAUCUUGUUGGAAGAGUCAUUGAUAAGGCUUAUGAGGUCGAGUACAUACUUGAUUCUUUUGCAAUUAGUGAUGUACCUCUUACUUUUCUUAGGACGUGGCUCUUGGAAAUCAUAAGGGAGAUUGAGCUCAUUAAGACUGAGUUGACCAAACCCAAGGGAAAAAAUAUGACAAGUGCCUCCCAAGCUACCGACGGAGAACUGGUUGGUUUUACAGAUGUCUGUAAAACUAUAAGAGAUCAACUAGUUGGAGGAUCACGAGAACUGGAUGUUGUUUCCAUUGUGGGUAUGGCUGGAUCAGGCAAAACAACCCUUGCUCGAAGUUUCAUCAAUGAUGACAGCAUUGUUUCUCAUUUUGAUUUCUGUGCAGAGUGUCGUGUUUCACAAGAAUACACACGUGAAGACUUGCUGUUUUCCAUUUUGAGUUCUGCUAAUUCUGGUCUCACUGAUAUUAGUAAAAGAGGUGCUGAUAUAUUAGCUGAUAGACUAAGAAAAACUCUAUUGCCAAAGAGGUACCUCUUAAUCAUUGACGAUGUGUGGGCAGUACAAGCAUGGGACGAUUUGAGAUUAUGCUUUCCUGAGGCCAAAAAAGGUAGCAGAAUAAUUCUGACGACCAGACUUAAAGAAGUUGCUACGUAUGCUAAAUGUGUCACUGAACCCAUACACUUGCGUAGUAUGAAAGAUUCAGAAAGUUGGUUGUUAUUACAAAAAAAGGUAUUUGGGGAAGAAAUGUGCCCCGAAGAGCUAAAAGAAGUUGGGCAAAACAUUGCAUUCAAGUGUAAUGGGCUGCCACUUUCCAUUGUUUUAGUGGCUGGUCUUCUCGCAAAGAUUGACAAGACAGAAAGAUGCUGGACGCGGAUGGAAUUAAGUUUUGGGGAAAGAGUGCAGGAUGGCGCAAAGGAUUUAGUAAAAUUAAGUUAUGAAGAUUUACCUAACAAACUGAAAUCAUGCUUUUUAUAUUUCGGUGCAUUUCUAGAGGACAGGGAAAUUUUAGUGUCAAAAUUAACAAGCUUAUGGAUUGCUGAGGCAUUCAUAAAAAACAAUGAGGACAAGUGUUUGGAGGAUACGGCAGAAGAUUACUUGAAGGAUCUUAUUGGAAGAAACCUCAUUAUGGUAACUAAGAGGAGAUCAACUGGGAAGAUCAAAGCAUGUCGUGUGCAUGAUCUAAUGCUCGAUUUCUGCAAAGAGAAAGCUAAGGAAGAUAAUUUCCUUUUGUGGCUGAAAAGGGAUCGUGAUUCCAAUCCUCCGCGUUUUUAUUCCGAAAGGCCUAUACACCGCCGUUUAUCCUUUUGUUCUAAUCGGGAUGAUCUUUCUGAGUGGAAGCCAUCAAGCUCACAUGCUCGUUCUAUCUUAUUCAGGGAGCUUAGUGAUAGUGCAUGUUCAUCAAUGAGAGAUGCUUAUUUCAUCUUUGGCAACUUCAAAUUUCUCAGGGUGUUAGACUUAGAGGUCGUUGUUGUAGAUUCUUUUCCCACUGAACUUAAUCAGCUAAGGUACCUUGCUGUUCAAACUACUAAGAGUUCUAUUCCAUCAUCGAUAGAAAAUCUUUGGAAUCUUCAAACGUUCAUAGUCAAAGGAAAUGGAGAACAAGUAUGGUUGCCAGAUACUUUUUGGAAGCUGAGUAAGUUGAGAUAUGUUAGCAUUAGUGAUGGCGCUUUGUUUGCUUCGCGUGAUGCACAGGAAUCCUGUGAUGAAAAUUCCUUAAAGCUGGACAAUUUGAAAACGUUUUCCUCAAUAUAUGUCUCCAGGGUGAACAAUAUGGAAAAGAUGUUAAGAAGAACACCCAAUCUUCGGAAGUUAAGAUGUGUAUUUGCUGAUUUAGGGCGUUGGGGAAAGAAUGAAAAUCGGUUUCCUGUAUUAGACUCAUUAUCUCAACUUGAAACGCUAAAAGUGGUCUUCGUUGGUAUCUCGGAGGUAGGUCCUUCAAGAUUAAACUUUCCAGAGAAUCUCAAGAAACUGACAUUAUGCAAAUUUCCUUUGCCACCUGAGGCAAUUUCAACCAUUGCCAAACUUGUCAACCUUGAGGUACUUAAACUGCGACAAGUUGCCUUUGAAAUGGGUGAAUGGGAAGUGAGAGAUGAAGAGUUUUCUAAGCUCAAACUCUUGGAGCUAGAAAAUCUCAAACUCUCAAAAUGGGAAGUGUCUGAGAAUGCCUUCCAUCGCCUUGAGAAAUUGGUUUUGCAUGGAUGUUUACAUCUCGAAGCUAUCCCUGAUGGUUUUCAGGAACCAAGUUGUUUGCGAUACAUUAAGGUAAAAUCAUGCAGUGAAGAUGUUGCCGGCUCAGCUAGGAUUAUCAAACAAACAAGAGAGGAUUACGGCGACAAAUUUGACGUUAAAAUCUUUUCUUAGCAUUGAAAGAUUAAGGCUGCAACCUUUAGUUCAUUUCCAAUCUGAUUGCAGCUAUUGCUUGUUGUUGCUGGUAAACGGUACAGGUAAGGUUUGUCGUACAUUCUACCCUCUCCAAACCUCACUUGUGGGAUUAUAUCGGGUUUGUUGUUUGUUUGUUGCUGGUUGUAGCAGAGAGCUGUUCCAUGUUAUUUGGUUACUUGUUGCACCUAGUAGUCUUAUGAACUUUUCUGAAUAAGUUCUUAUGACUAUUUCCUUUUUAUGUCUAUGGAUUGGUAUAUGGAUUUUGUUAGUUGUGUUUUUAUAAAUGAUAUAAUACGUAAACGUGCCUUUUAACUUGGUUU